CCAGCGACGGCCCCUCCAUCCCUCUAUGUUCCUUUCUCCAUGGGCAAAAACCUUGCGAGGGAGUGGGUCAGUGGCUACGGCUGACAGGCACCUGCUAAACCAAUCUGGAUGAUAGGCCCCCGGAGUUUGGUGGUUGCUAUGGCGACAAGCUCUGUCCAGCCUGAGGUCUCUGCAGUGAGCUCUUUGGACAAGAGACUGUCUUCCUAUGCACUGGGACAGCCCAUGGUGCUUCUUCAGUGCUACUGUAAUAAUUGAUGCCCAAGAAAUUAGUGAAAUCGUCAAGAGCCAGAAGGACUUGGGGGUUAAGUUUGAACAGCUCAUGUCAGCAAGGUCAGAGAACAGGCCAACAGUUCCCUCCGAGUCACUGAAGUUCACAGAACUGGAGCAGCAGCUGCAGGAGACAAGUGGAGAUCUAAAAAGGGCCAAUCAUCUUUUUAGUAGGGCUGCAAAACAGAGUGCUGUGUCCUCCGAUAACCUCAGAAAAGUUCAAGCUGAUAGGCAGCAUGCGAGCGAUGUGAUUGCAGAAACUUUGCAGGAAAUGCAGACUUCAGGAACGUUUCAGAGCCUGCUGCAAGCUGUGCAGAGAGAGGAGGAAAGGAAGUCUAACUUCCACACCACCAUCAUCAGGGAGGAGGAAGGAAGGAAGGAGAUAAAGUCCCUCCAGAAACGGCUGCAAGAUGUCAAGAAAGAAAAGGAAUUAGAACUUCAGAACCGGAAUGAGAUGAUUGCAUACCUCAAAGACCAGCUUCAAGAGAUGAAGGCCAAGACAGACAUGGAGAGCCGCUAUGUGAAGAAAGACACAGAGCUCCAGGUCUACCAGACCCAGAAAAAGUGCAGCAACGCAGAGAGUGACCUGUUCAAUGAAAUUGAGAAGCUGAGGAUCAAAACUGAUGAGGAGAUUAGAGUGCACGUGGAGAUUGAAAAUUUCCUCAGGCAACAACAGAUGAAGUUGGAAGAGAAGCUAGAAUACUGGAUGGAGAAGUAUGAAAAGGACAUGGAAUCUAAACAGCAAGAACUGAACACUCUAAAAGCAUCCAAGGCAAAUGAUUUAGCAGCACUGCAGGAACUAGCCAAGCAGUGCCGGUUAUUUGAACAAGCCAUCAUGGAGGAUCGGGUGGAAAAGGAGGCAGCGAGAAGAAAGGUGGAGCAGGAUGCGCUGGAAUUAAAGAGCGUCAAGAAGCUCCAGGCCUGGUGGAGAGGCACAAUGGUUCGCCAUAACAUCGGCCCCUAUAAGGCCCUGAAGAAGUCUAAAGAGGACGAGCCAAAGGGCAAAGACAAAGGGAAAAAGGAAAAAGCUGGAGCUAAGAAAAGGAAGUGAUGGCCACAGACUCCUGCUCUCAUUAGACCCACAGGGCCCUGGAAGUUUGGGCUCUCGCCAGGGAGGAACGCUGGCUUGUGUGCACAGAGUAAGAAAUAAAGUCCUCAGCAGAGUUCAGGGCCAGGGCUCUGGGCCAGGCUGGAGUUCAUUUUCUUGA
Messenger RNA from Chelonoidis abingdonii (Abingdon island giant tortoise), 1475 nucleotides. RefSeq names its product dynein regulatory complex subunit 9 (gene DRC9). Gene Ontology annotation, biological process: cilium organization; sperm axoneme assembly. Gene Ontology annotation, cellular component: cytoplasm; sperm flagellum. The record is from RefSeq and is a predicted model, not a curated record. NCBI's taxonomy places the organism in Eukaryota, Metazoa, Chordata, Testudines, Testudinidae.